This is a messenger RNA of Penicillium verhagenii, 336 nucleotides long. RefSeq names its product putative glyoxalase family protein. The coding region runs from base 1 to 336 and encodes 111 amino acids. The record is from RefSeq and is a predicted model, not a curated record. The transcript is spliced from 2 exons. Lineage: Eukaryota; Fungi; Ascomycota; Eurotiomycetes; Eurotiales; Aspergillaceae.
AUGAUCCAAGGAAUCGCUCACGUCAACAUCACCGUGCAUCCGGGCACGCUAGACGAUGCACAGGAAUUCUAUAGCUCGACUCUCGGAUUAAGUCCGGCGCCGGUUCCAGAGCUUCAAAGGGGGACUAUCCUAUGGUUCGACAUCGGAUCAAGCGGACAGCAAAUUCACGUAAACGAGGGCCCUACGGAUCCAACACACACGCGGCAUCCGUGCUUCAAGCUUGGCUCGACUGAGGAGCUGGAGACGAUUAAGAAGGGCAUUCACGAUCACCAUGUUCGGGGUGGUCCGUCGGCGCCGAUGGCGGCCGAUCAGCCGGGGGCUAUGGAUUCAGGUUAG